This is a messenger RNA of Saccharomycopsis crataegensis, 1446 nucleotides long. RefSeq names its product SANT/Myb-like DNA-binding domain-containing protein. Lineage: Eukaryota; Fungi; Ascomycota; Saccharomycetes; Ascoideales; Saccharomycopsidaceae. The transcript has a single exon. The coding region runs from base 1 to 1446 and encodes 481 amino acids. The record is from RefSeq and is a predicted model, not a curated record.
AUGAAUGUGACUGCAACCACGCCAUCAUCAUCAUCAUCAUCAUCGUCAUCCUCAGACACCUUGCCCAAAGAGCCUAUUGCUGCGGGACCCACCACCGCCUCUGCAUUGAUAAAAAGAACAUUUUCUAGAACCCCCUCUUCAUGGGACCCUCAAGAUGACUUGUUGCUCCGCCAUUUGAAAGAACAACAAAAAUUGGGCUGGAAAGAAAUCUCCUCGCAUUUCUCCCAUCGAACCCCUAAUGCUUGCCAAUUCCGUUGGAGAAGAUUGAAAUCCGGAAUUUUGAAGCAUUCUACGGCAGUUAACACUUUGCCAACUCUGUCUUCACCAAUUACCAGUUCGAAACUAACAUCAUCGAGCCCAAUUGGAGGUUUAUCGGCGAUAAAAGCUACCGGCACAAGAUUUAGUGCUCUAACCAAUGGAUUGAACGAUCAAUCAAAACCCGACCUAGUGGCACUGGGAUCUACUGGCAAUGAAUCUUAUAUCCAACCACCAAACUACACUCAAUGGAGCUUCACUUCGAGCCCUGCAGCACUAACUCAGGCGGGAAAUACCUUUGUUGGUCAUAAUAACUUAUCAGGCUCUCAUUAUAAUAAUAAUAAUAAAAAUAAUACUAGUGGGCAUAAUUCUCCUACGGGGAACGAUACACUAUCAAAUAGUAUUUCCUCUUUAACAUCUCUUGAUUCUACAGCCUCGAUUGGAUCUUCCAGCUCAUUGCCUACACCUUACACGUCUUUCUCACUUCCACAGCAACAUCACCACCAAAGCCUAUAUUCCCAUCAUCACCAACAACCAUGGUAUUAUAAUUCCAGAGAAUCCCACACUGAACCUUGGACCACCCAAGAAGACGAUUUAUUGUUAUCAAAAAAGGGAAAGCAGUUAUCUUUGAUAGAGUUAAGCAUUUUAAUGCCUUACAGAUCCGAAGAGGAGAUUUCCGCAAGGAUGAAAACUUUGGAAGAGAAUAUCAAAGGAAAAGAAAAGGGGAUCGACAGGGACAAACGCAGUAGACGAAGUUCGGUUUUUAGUAACUCGACUGCUCUUCCUGAUGAUCGUGAAAGAAGAAAUAGUAUUCUUAGCUCAGUAUCUACUCCCAUUAGCAUCCCAAUCGGUCGAGAAAGUAGGUUGAACUCAAUCUCCCUGCACCAUCCUCCACACCAUGGGAGUAUUGGCCAAGGAUUUGGAAUGCCACACACUUUAUCCAGAACCCUUAGUGUUUCUCUGGAAGUUUCUCUUGUUUCCAACGCUUCUUCAAAUAUGUCAUUUAUUAAUAGCGGGAUAAACCAUGAAAAUAUUACCGGUUCAGUGAUUCUGAGCUCAGUUUCUUUUGCCCGCCAUGAGCCAUCUGUGGCAAGCUCUCCAAUCAUUGGAGCUCCUUCGCAUGCCCCUCUAUCAUCAGCUGCCAUCAAUGAAACCAUCAAAGACGACACGAAAAAUCACAAUGUUCUUUGA